Papilio xuthus (Asian swallowtail) is the source of this 903-nucleotide messenger RNA. RefSeq names its product THAP domain-containing protein 1. Bases 222 to 875 code for a protein of 217 amino acids. The record is from RefSeq and is a predicted model, not a curated record. Gene Ontology annotation, molecular function: sequence-specific DNA binding. The transcript is spliced from 4 exons. NCBI's taxonomy places the organism in Eukaryota, Metazoa, Arthropoda, Insecta, Lepidoptera, Papilionidae.
AUUAUGGAGGGAGUUUGUUUAAGGUGAUUAAAAUAAUGGUGAAAAUAUAUAUGGCUGCUUACUUUGAACUCUUAUAUACACAUGUCAAAAAAAUGAUUAGUAAAACUAGAUAACCCUAUCUUUAGGCAAGGCAAGGGUACAAUAAUGACUACAAAUAUCGCUUGACAACUACGUGAGAGCUUAUUUUCAAUUAGUUUGGCCUCGAACACGCCAAUGUCAACAUGCCACAAUGCGCGUUUAGAAAUUGUAGAAAUAAUUAUCGAAAAUGUAAAUUGGCUGACGGAAUAUCAUAUUUUCGCUUCCCUAACAAUCCAUACCGAGCUGCUAAAUGGGUCGCCAUAGUUGCUACUGAAAGAUCGGAGGAAUUCUAUAGGCCUACAAAAAACUCUGUAAUAUGUUCAGAACACUUCGAUUCGAAAGAUAUUAUUGGAAAUACAGAACGUCGCAGAUUGGAUAAAACAGCAGUGCCGAAGUUUAAGAUUCAGUCCAUUCCACCUGGAGAGUUAACCGUUAGAAAAAAAUCAAGAACACGUUAUAAGAUUCAGAAGACUAAACUACAGGAGUUAGAAACCGAAGUAGUUGUUGACUCAGAACGUACGAGUUGUGACGAUCACGACGUGCCACCCAGUAGUCCGUCGACAUCCACAUCAGAAAACGAAACCCUUCCAGAAUUGCUUAAUGUAGAAUAUUUACAAGAUAAAUUAAAAAAAUGUCGAAAAAUUAUACAAGAUCAGUCAACAACGAUCGGCAAUUUGAAGAAAAUCAACAAAAAAUUAGAAGACAAAAAUAAUACAUUGAAAAACACUAUAGAUUUUUUACUAAAUCACUAUGAAAGUAAUACCAUUGGAAAACAUUUCUUACAAAAUUUUGAUUAAGUAUUUAUAAAAAAAAACUGCUUACAUU